Spinacia oleracea (spinach) is the source of this 2854-nucleotide messenger RNA. Its product is annotated as probable inactive receptor kinase At1g48480. Gene Ontology annotation, biological process: protein phosphorylation. Lineage: Eukaryota; Viridiplantae; Streptophyta; Magnoliopsida; Caryophyllales; Amaranthaceae. Gene Ontology annotation, molecular function: ATP binding; protein binding; protein kinase activity. The transcript is spliced from 3 exons. The record is from RefSeq and is a predicted model, not a curated record. The coding region runs from base 380 to 2353 and encodes 657 amino acids.
CAGCCUGUUACUACUUACUUCUUCCCCUCCCUUUCUCACCUGCUCACUCCUCACUCUCACUUAACUAAUUUCUUUCUUAAUUUAAAACCACUUAAUUUUAUCUUACUUUUCUAUAAUGAAUUUCAAUUUCAAUCCCUUUUCCCAAAAUCUUCAAUCUUAAGCUACCCACUUCCCAAUCCUCUUUCUAAUUACACUCUUCCCAAAUUUCAAAAAGUUCCUAAAAAAAUUUAGAAAAAACCCUAAAACCCUUGAAGAAUCUUCAUCUUCAACAAUGGUGUUGUUUAUGAAACUACCCAUUUAAAUUAAACAAAACCCCAUCAUUUCCCCUCUAUCAAUUUUCCCAAAAAGCAAACAAAAAAAACCUUCAAGUUUUUUCAUAAUGAGGAGGAAAAUAACUGUACAUUUUUUGGUUUUUUUGUUGGUGAUAAUUGUAAUCCCAACUGCAUUGUCCGAUCUUUCUUCAAGCAGAUCUGCAUUACUUUCGCUCUCCUCCGCAGUAGGUGGUCGCACCCUUUUAUGGAACACUACUUCAAAUUCUAACCCCUGUUCUUGGUCAGGCGUACAGUGCAAAAACGACGCCGUUCUAGGUCUCCAUUUGCCGGGAUUUUCUCUCUCCGGCGAAAUACCAAGUGGGGUUUUUGCUAAAUUAACAACCCUCAAAACUCUCAGCCUUAGGUUCAACGAAUUGUCAGGAAAUCUACCUUCAGAUUUGGGGUUAUGUUCUGAGUUGAGGAACGUUUAUUUGCAGGAUAAUAAAUUUGGGGGUGAAAUCCCUGAAUUUUUUUCAGGGUUGAAGAAUUUGGUUCGGCUUAAUUUGGCAAACAAUAAUUUCAGUGGUGAAGUUCCUCGUACUUUGAGGAAUUUGAGUAGGUUGAAGACUUUGUAUCUGCAGGAAAAUAAUCUGAGUGGGUUUUUGCCAGAAUUGAAGCUGAAAUUGGACCAAUUUAAUGUGUCUGAUAAUAAUUUAAAUGGGUCUAUUCCUGUUAGUGUUAGCUCAAUGCCUGUUACUGCUUUUCAGGGUAAUAAGCUUUGUGGAAAACCCCUUCAAAUUUGCCCUGGCCUUGCUGCAGGUACUGGUAUUUUGACUGGAGAACAAAGGAGGAGGAAGAAGGGAUUAUCUGGUGGGGCGAUAGCCGGAAUAGUAAUUGGAGCUGUGGUGGCAUUUGCUUUGAUUUUGAUGAUUAUUGUCUUUAUAUGUGGUAAGAAAAGAAGUAAGAGAAACGAUGCAGUUGAUCUUGCAUCAAUCAAUAAGCAAUUGGGUUACGAUAUCCCGGAGGAUAAGCCGCCUGCUGGGGGUGUCGAGCAUGGUGGUUAUGGUGGUGGGUAUUCAGCCUCCGCGGUGGCAAUGGCCACCACGAAUGGAAGUGCAAAAGCGGAAGAGAUGAAUGUUGGCGGUGUAACUAAAAAGCUGGUGUUUUUUGGAAAUGGGAUUGGUGGUAAAAUGUUUGAUUUGGAGGAAUUGUUGCGAGCAUCAGCUGAAGUUUUGGGGAAAGGUACGUUUGGAACAGCUUAUAAGGCGGUUCUUGAGAUGGGUACGGUGGUUGCUGUAAAGAGGCUGAAAGACGUGAUUCUCGGAGAGGUGGAAUUCAAAGAGAAGAUAGAAGCUGUUGGGGCAAUGGAGCAUGAGAAUCUUGUGCCUCUUAGAGCUUACUAUUUCAGUAGGGAUGAGAAGCUUCUUGUCUUUGAUUACAUGCCUAUGGGAAGCUUAUCUGCAUUUUUGCAUGGAAACAAAGGGGCCGGUAGAACACCACUAAACUGGGAAUUGAGAUCAAGCAUUGCCCUUGGAGUUGCUCGUGGUAUUACUUACCUCCAUUCCAAAGGCUCAAAUGUCUCUCACGGAAACAUCAAAUCAUCCAACGUUCUCCUCACCAAACUAUACGAACCCCGUAUGUCCGACUUCGGCCUAGCUCAGCUAGUGGGCCCGUCAUCAACUCCAACCCGUGUCAACGGCUACCGUGCACCCGAAGUUACCGAGCCACGCAAAAUAUCCCAAAAGGCCGAUGUCUACAGCUUCGGAGUGUUGCUCUUGGAGCUCCUAACGGGUAAAGUACCAACACACACUCUCUUAAACGAGGAAGGGGUUGAUCUCCCGAGAUGGGUACAGUCCAUUGUUAAGGAUGAUUGGGCUUCCGAGGUGUUUGAUCUGGAGCUCCUUAGAUACCAACACGCAGAGGAAGAGAUGGUUCAGCUCUUGCAGCUCGCAGUAGACUGUGCAGCUCAGUACCCUGAUAGCCGUCCUUCAAUGGUGGAAGUCACCAGCAGAAUUGAGGAACUCUGUAGUCCUAGCAUAAAAGAGAUUAGUGAUCCAACCACAACCACAUUCAUUGAUGCAGAUGACGGUUCUUCUCAUUAAAAACUCCGAAGAAUCCAAGAUUUGGCAUCAUCAUUAUUAGGGAUGACAAUUCGGGUCAAUGAGUCAGGUUCGGGUUUGGUUUCUGGUCGAUUAAUGGGUCGAUUUCAGGUCAUUCGGGUUUGGUUCAGGUCAGGUUCGGGUUUAUCUCAGGAACUUCAGGUCGGGUUUAUCGCAUCGAGUCGGAAUUGCCAGCCCUAAUCAUUAUCAUUGUAAGUAAGACCUCAGAUUCUUACAUUACGAAGAUUAUCAACUGUUUUCGAUUAGUCCAUUUUUAUUUUCUUAAGUUUAAGUUUUCGGUUCUGUAUUUUCGCUCUUUUUUUAGUUUCAAAUUUACUUGUGAAUGUGUUGUUAGAGAGGAUCUUUUUUUUCUUUUGGGGUGGCUGUAAUUAUUAGUAGUAGUGACCUUAGUGUGGUUUUCUGUUGGGUGUUGUUGUUGUUGUUGUUGCUGUUUCUGAAUGUGCUUUCACUUUACAGCAGAUUUCUUGCAUUUUUUUCUGGUAA